Molecule: messenger RNA, 1563 nt
Organism: Cyphellophora attinorum
Lineage: Eukaryota; Fungi; Ascomycota; Eurotiomycetes; Chaetothyriales; Cyphellophoraceae
Product: Chalcone synthase J
Exons: 2
Coding region: 1-1563 (520 amino acids)
Biological process (GO): polyketide biosynthetic process
Molecular function (GO): acyltransferase activity, transferring groups other than amino-acyl groups
Source: RefSeq, a predicted model, not a curated record
AUGUCUCCUUCGGUGAUACCGCCGCGUACCAGAGCCAGCGAGCGAUAUCAGAGACCAAAUGUCUUCGUCUACGGCGUCGGCGCGGCAUAUCCGCCACAUUCAAUCAAGCCAGAAGAGCUCGAUGUGCUUGCCCGAAGAUUCUAUCCAUCCACUCCAGCCCUCGAGAAGGUGCUCACCAUCAAUGCAUAUACUGGCAUCGACACCCGUGCCUCAAUCGGCACUAUCGAUCAUCCGGUCGUCAAUGACCCACUCCCGCCUUCCAUCACCGAGCUCAAUGACCUGUUCAUGACCCAUGGCGUCUCGUUGUCGGUAUCUGCUGCUCGCAAAGCGCUCGCUCAAUCCAACACUCCUUACUCCGAUAUCACCCACGUUGUUUCCACAACAUGUACGAAUUCUGCGAAUCCGGGUUUUGAUCACUAUGUUAUCAAGAAAUUAGGUUUGCGACAGAAUGUGCAAAAAGUACUACUGCACGGCAUUGGGUGCUCCGGCGGCAUGGCCGCACUGAGAACCGCAGCUGGAUUGAUCAUGGGUGAGAGCUUCCGGGGCAGGAAGGCUAGAGUCCUGGUUCUUGCGGCAGAGAUCAGUACAACUCUGGUAAGAAGUGAGCUGGAGAGCAUUGUAAAGAACGACGAGGUCAGGAUAGGUAUAUGCUUGUUCAGUGACUGUGCGAGUGCCCUGGUGGUUGGAAAUGAGAUGGAGGGAGACGAAGACUUUCCUGAAAGCGCAGAGAAUGCACAGGAGCUCCCAAAUGGACUUCAUAAUGGAUUCGAUCAAGACGAUGACUCCCUGCAGGAGCGCAUUCAGGAGUCCCGGCGGCAGAAUGGUGAGAACGAGCCAAUCUUGGAACUGCUAGGCUGGGAACACGAGAUCAUUGAGGACACGGAGAAGGACCUGGGCUUCGAUGUUGAUCCGCUUGGAUGGAAAGUGGUCCUGACGCCCCGAGUGCCCAAACUGACCGCUGGCAUCCUGCCACCACUCUUCAGCAAACUCGUCACAUCGAUUCCAGAGCUCAAAGCUACCAUUGCAGAGGCUGCUCAUUCUAUACCACCAACUUCAUUCUCCUGGGCAUUGCACCCUGGCGGCGCAACGAUUCUAUCUGGCGUUGAACGUGUCAUGGGCUUGAACCCGGAGGAACACCUUCGAGAAAGCUACGAAAUCUACGUCAGUAGGGGCAAUAGCAGCAGCGCAACAUGGGCAAGCGUGGUGGCGCGCAUGAUGAACGUGAAUACACAAGAAGGUGACGAGAAGAAGCGGUAUGUUCUUGGCUGUGGGUUUGGACCCGGGAUUUCUGUUGAGAUGGCCGUGCUGAAACGGCUGGAUCUGGAUGGUGAGGGCGUGACUGGAAGGGUGAAAGCUCGAAAAACAAAUGAAGCGAAUGGAGAUGGCCUCAUGAACGGGCUCCAGGCAUUAGACAUCAGUGAUCGCGGGAGCAGUACGAGCCGCAGCAGCGAUGCUGGUGGUGACAGUACUGGUGGGAGUGGCACUGGCAGCGGAAACGGCAGUGGGAGUCUCAGUCCCAACUUGAGCACCGUUGCGUUGCCACUUGCCGAGGAUGUUGAUUGA